AUGUCAUUUACUGUACAAUUACCAAUUAUGAUUCGACCUUCACCACCAAGAUUUCUUAAUUAUGGUGAUACAGCUCACAUCUCAGUUGUUUUACAAAAUCAAACUGAUCUAUCCGUCUUACUACAUGCUGGUUUAAGAGCAACUAAUGCUAAAUUAUUAACAUCACAAACAAAUCAACAAGCAGUUGGUUAUUCAAUUGUACUGCAACCCAGUAAACGUGCUGCUCUUAUAUUUCCGUUGUCAACCAUUCAUUCUGGUACUGCCCGAUUUCAGUUCAUAGUUAGUACUAUCAAAAAGGAAACAUGUGCACAAUUUGAUGAUGCCAUUGAACGAAGUUUACCUGUAUUCACACCAGCAACAUCUGAAGCAUUUGCAACAUACGGUGACAUAUGUGAAGAAGAAGUAGUUUUACAACCAGUAGAGACACCAAAAAAUGUUAUUCCACAAUUUGGUGAAUUAUCAAUAACAACAAGUUCAACAGCAUUAGCAUCAUUAACAGAUGCAAUUAUUUCACUCUAUACAUAUCCAUAUGAAUGUACAGAACAAUUAAGUUCAAGACUGUUAGGUAUACAAGCACUAUGGGAUGUUUUACAAGCAUUUCAUUGUAAAGAUUUACCUGAAGUAUCAGUAUUGAAAACUAAACUAGAGUCAGAUCUAAAUACACUAAAAGGUCGUCAAUAUUCAAAUGGUGGAUUUGGUUAUUGGACAAAUCGAAAUGACUGUUACGCUGCUCCAUAUAUGAGUGUGCAUGUUGCACACUGUUUAGCCGUUCUUGUGAAUAAAAAGGUAUUUAAUGUUAACAAGAACAUGUUGAACAACUCACUAAAAUAUCUUGAAAAUAUUGAAUCUGAAAUUAAUCAAUUAUCAUACACUAAAUAUUGGUCUAACUUAACUCGAUUUAGUUUGAUAAGUUAUGCAUUAUAUGUGCGAGCAAAACAUCUUCAAUAUGUAGCUGACGAAGCUUCACAAUUACUUCAACUUAGUGGAUUUGAUAAACUUAGUUUAGAAGCAUUAGGAUGGCUAUUAAUAGCAUUAUCAACGGAUAAAAAUAAUAAUAAAGAUCACAUAAUUGAAAUAAUAUGCAAACAUCUCAAAGGUAAAGUAAGUGAAACUAGUGAAACAGCUAAUUUUAUUACAUCAUAUGGCGAUGAUGGUCAAUCAGUCAUGUUACAUUCAAAUCAACGAACAGAUGCUAUUUUAUUAGAAGCAUUGUUAUAUAUUGAUCCAAAUUCAACUCUCUGUACUAAAUUAUCCAAAGGUUUACAAGCACAUAAAGUGAAAGGUGCAUGGGGGUCUACACAGGAAAAUUGUUUUGCAUUAAUUGCAUUAGAUAAAUAUUUUCACAUGAAAGAAAAAGAUACACCAGAUUUUGUUGCUGAUAUUUGA
Messenger RNA from Rotaria sp. Silwood2, 1386 nucleotides. The record is from the annotation of a GenBank genome assembly. NCBI's taxonomy places the organism in Eukaryota, Metazoa, Rotifera, Eurotatoria, Philodinida, Philodinidae.